Pongo pygmaeus (Bornean orangutan) is the source of this 2615-nucleotide messenger RNA. RefSeq names its product chromosome 5 C6orf89 homolog (gene C5H6orf89). The coding region runs from base 457 to 1500 and encodes 347 amino acids. Gene Ontology annotation, cellular component: nucleolus; Golgi membrane. The record is from RefSeq and is a predicted model, not a curated record. Lineage: Eukaryota; Metazoa; Chordata; Mammalia; Primates; Hominidae. The transcript is spliced from 11 exons.
CAGGAGUGGGGGUUGCUUCCGGGUCGCGCUCCCGGAAACAGGAAGUUGCCCAUGCUCCUCGCCCGGCGGCAGCUGUCCCCGAGGCGGGAGGAGCCCGAGGGGGCGCGAGCCCCGCAUGCAGAGACCCAGAAGGAAUUGUGGAGAACAUCUCAUCGGAUCUCUCAGUUGUCUCCUCCUAUUUCUGAAGUACUCCAGAAGUGAAACAACUCCCUGGCUUACCUCCCACAGGCCUCUCUUGGAAGCAAGGUCUAUGGCACUGUUAGAAUCAGGCUAACUCUUCAGAACCUCCCCCUGUGGCAAAGCUCACUCUGGCCAGAGUUGGAACUACUUUCUGCAGGAAUCAUUGUAGUCAAUCAUUUUCCAGUUCUCAGCCGCUCAGUUGUGAUCAAGGGACACGUGGUUUCCGAACUGCCAGCUCAGAAUAGGAAAAUAACUUGGGAUUUUAUAUUGGAAGACAUGGAUCUUGCUGCCAACGAGAUCAGCAUUUAUGACAAACUUUCAGAGACUGUUGAUUUGGUGAGACAGACCGGCCAUCAGUGUGGCAUGUCAGAGAAGGCAAUUGAAAAAUUUAUCAGACAGCUGCUGGAAAAGAAUGAACCUCAGAGGCCCCCGCCCCAGUAUCCUCUCCUUAUAGUUGUGUAUAAGGUUCUCGCAACCUUGGGAUUAAUCUUGCUCACUGCCUACUUUGUGAUUCAACCUUUCAGCCCAUUAGCACCUGAGCCAGUGCUUUCUGGAGCUCACACCUGGCGCUCACUCAUCCAUCACAUUAGGCUGAUGUCCUUGCCCAUUGCCAAGAAGUACAUGUCAGAAAAUAAGGGAGUUCCUCUGCAUGUGGGUGAUGAAGACAGACCCUUUCCAGACUUUGACCCCUGGUGGACAAACGACUGUGAGCAGAAUGAGUCAGAGCCCAUUCCUGCCAACUGCACUGGCUGUGCCCAGAAACACCUGAAGGUGAUGCUCCUGGAAGACGCCCCAAGGAAAUUUGAGAGGCUCCAUCCACUGGUGAUCAAGACGGGAAAGCCCCUGUUGUCGGAGGAGAUUCAGCACUUUUUGUGCCAGUACCCUGAGGCGACAGAAGGCUUCUCUGAAGGGUUUUUCGCCAAGUGGUGGCGCUGCUUUCCUGAACGGUGGUUCCCAUUUCCUUAUCCAUGGAGAAGACCUCUGAACAGAUCACAAAUAUUACGUGAGCUUUUUCCUGUUUUCACUCACCUGCCAUUUCCAAAAGAUGCCUCUUUAAACAAGUGCUUCUUUCUUCACCCGGAACCUGUUGUGGGGAGUAAGAUGCAUAAGAUGCCUGACCUAUUUAUCAUUGGCAGCGGUGAGGCCAUGUUGCAGCUCAUCCCUCCCUUCCAGUGCCGAAGACAUUGUCAAUCUGUGGCCAUGCCAAUAGAGCCAGGGGAUAUCGGCUAUGUCGACACCACCCACUGGAAGGUCUACAUUAUAGCCAGAGGGGUCCAGCCUUUGGUCAUCUGCGAUGGAACCGCUUUCUCGGAACUGUAGGAAAUAGAACUGUGCACAGGAACAGCUUCCAGAGCCGAAAACCAGGUUGAAAGGGGAAAAAUAAAAACAAAAAUGAUGAAACUGCUUUCUAGGGGUUGGUUACUUAGUUACCUGCCCUUUGCAUGCAUGUGUGAACCAGCUGUGAGCUGCAAGGCAGUGGCCAGAGCCUCGCCCUCCUGACUCUUCCUGCAGAUGGCUCAGGAAGGAUUCAGCCUGGCCACUUGGCUAGGACUCUGCCAGCACCCAUCUGAGACUGACCUCUUCCGGGCCUUUGGGCACUAUGACCCUGAUGCUGCCCUUCAGGCAGGAGACAGGGCUGGUGCCUUCCUUCACCUGCAUGGCCAGCUUCCUUCCCUGGCAGUGGAGAGGGCAGCCAACAGGUUCUAAUGUCAGAGCCAUCCUUUACCAGGUGGGCCUGCUUGUCCCCGUCUUCCCUGCCACAUCACUCUACUUUUUGGAAGGCCAUGGCUGAUUAAAGAAGUUCUUGUAGUUUCCCAAGCAAAGUGGAAUCUAGAACCAGUGAAAAAAGUUCAGAUAACCUUGAAUUGCAUUCAAGAAGUACACUUCUUUCCCAUUGUCCAUGGCUCUUGGAGUCUCUGUGAUGCCAGGCUAGAGUCUGAUUAUAUAAUAAUUCAAAAUGGUAACUCCCAAGGCAAUGCUUUCUUCCAUUUCAUCAGGUUCUUAUAUCCCCACUGCACUCCCUCCCCUUCUCCCUUGCCUAUCUGGAUGGCUUCUCAGAAGCUCGGCCCUAGUCCUCCCUGCCUUGGCGGGGCCAGAGCCCACUACUGCUGAGGCAGCACUGCUCUCGUCAGCUGUGUUGCCUUUACCAAGUGUCUUCAGAGGGUAAUGAGUUAGAGUAGCUGGCCUGGGGAAAGGGUGCCUCCCUGGGUUUGAUCUUUAGGGUCUGACUUUCUGCAGAGGAGAUGUUUUACAGAUGUGUCAAAGCUGAUGUAAUGUGGUUGGGGGAGGAAAUCCAGACCCAAAGUGUUUGUCAGCUGGGUGUGCAACUGCCUAUGUGAUCCUCUGUCUGAAAAUGAUUUCUGUCUGUGCUGGGAAACAAAGACAAGGUGAGGUGUUUUUCUUUUUUGUAAUAAUAUAAAGCUGUGUGUUUCUGA